Messenger RNA from Cryptococcus wingfieldii CBS 7118, 495 nucleotides. RefSeq lists its product as hypothetical. The transcript has 2 exons. NCBI's taxonomy places the organism in Eukaryota, Fungi, Basidiomycota, Tremellomycetes, Tremellales, Cryptococcaceae. Bases 1 to 495 code for a protein of 164 amino acids. The record is from RefSeq and is a predicted model, not a curated record.
AUGCAGUUCUUCUACUUCAACCCUCUCGCCUGCCUUGGAUCUCACAGCUCUGCAGAGAAGGAGACUUCCCUCCGCGAUCUUUGCAAAGGCCUCCCCCAAGAGUUCAUCACGGACCUCACCUACUGCCGCUCACUUGAAUACACCCAGCAGCCCGACUAUGACCAUUGCCGCCGGCCUUUUCGACAAGUGUUCGAGAGGGAAGGGUUCAAGGAUGAUGGAGUGUACGACUGGAUGGCCGCACCGAGUCCUGGGGCAUCCGAAAAGCCGAUCGACCAACCUUCCUCCGGUGAUAUCCAGAAGAGCGAGCAGUCUGAAGAGAGCUGUUUGUCGGCUGUUUCGGGCGAUGGCACUACUGUUGAACAUUCUCUUAUCAGCCAGCCCGAGACGAAUGAAGCAGGUCCUUACCAGCGUUUGGGUUUGAAAGCUCGCCAGGUACUCGAGACAAUCCAUUUUUGGCAGCUCAACAUCGUUCUUCGCGCUUCAGCUCCAAUCUGA